Molecule: messenger RNA, 512 nt
Organism: Sorghum bicolor (sorghum)
Lineage: Eukaryota; Viridiplantae; Streptophyta; Magnoliopsida; Poales; Poaceae
Exons: 2
Coding region: 36-398 (120 amino acids)
Source: RefSeq, a predicted model, not a curated record
CGUAUUCUUGACAGAUAUAGAACUAUUCUAAGACGAUGUCACCUGGUAAAUUAGCACUCCUCCUGAUUGUGUUUGCAAUAGCUUUAUCUGUACAGCCAGUUAUUGUUAAUGGAAUGUGUACCGAUAAGGAGAAGAAAGACAUCCUGCAGCAUUGUGAAGAUUACCUCAAGCAUGGAGCUCCCAUCCCAUCCUUACAUGGUCCCUGUUGCGCAGCAGCGUUAGAGGUGCCCGUCCUGGACAUGCAAUGCAUCGUCGAUCUACUUACAGCAAAAGAGAAGAGCGAAUACAAGGAAGCAAAUAUCUUGCAGCUCAAACAUCUCUGCUAUCCUUUGUCUUCAGAGCCUCCUACUAAUCAGGUCAUGCAUGGUCUAAAAGGAAGCGGAGCCAUGCAUCACUGAUGGAGACAUUGGAGAGCAUGAGUUUGAAUGAGAUGGAUAGAUAUAACAAAGCUUUAAGCAAGUGUGAUGUUGUGGUAUGUGUCGUUGAUUAAGAGAAAACCGGCUUGAUAAAUA